This is a messenger RNA of Panonychus citri (citrus red mite), 2585 nucleotides long. RefSeq names its product phosphatidylinositol N-acetylglucosaminyltransferase subunit A-like (gene PIG-A). The coding region runs from base 480 to 1775 and encodes 431 amino acids. Gene Ontology annotation, biological process: GPI anchor biosynthetic process. Gene Ontology annotation, cellular component: glycosylphosphatidylinositol-N-acetylglucosaminyltransferase (GPI-GnT) complex. Gene Ontology annotation, molecular function: phosphatidylinositol N-acetylglucosaminyltransferase activity. The record is from RefSeq and is a predicted model, not a curated record. Lineage: Eukaryota; Metazoa; Arthropoda; Arachnida; Trombidiformes; Tetranychidae. The transcript has 4 exons.
GUUCACAUUGACAAUUUAAUUUAUUCCCAACUCUCAAAAAAAAGAACCAAUUUAUAAUUAUUUACAACCAUCCAACAAUUUACCUCAACAAUUAACAAAUAACAAUUUAAUUUCCUGUGAUUAAUGAAAAAAAAAUAUUUACUUUCACAACAAUUUAAAUUGUUCUCAAGUUAAUCAAAUCAACUAAGACUCCAAAGUAUCAACGAAAAACUAAUCAACUUAUUCCAUUUUCAUCGAUCAUUAAUAAUCAAUAAUAUCAUCAAAAAAAAGAAUCACAAUUGUAACAAUUAACUUGAAGAAAAUUAAAUUUAAUUGAUCAACUUUUCCCUCAUUCAAAUUCAGUCUCUGGGUUGAUCUUAUUGGUUGAUGUUUGUUUUUGUUUACUCUUUUCACUUUAUUGUUUUUGUUUUUCUCCAACCAAAUUAACUAAUUAAUCCAUGAUGAUUUAACCUUCUACACGUCAACUUGAUUAAUUAAUCAUGUACAGAAUAUGUAUGAUUUCGGAUUUUUUUUACCCAAAUUCUGGUGGUGUUGAGAGUCACAUUUUCCAAUUAUCUCAGUGUUUAAUUAAUUAUGGACACAAGGUGAUUGUCUUGACCCAUUCUUAUGGUGAUCGAAAGGGAAUUCGUUUCAUGUCAAGAGGAUUAAAAGUCUAUUAUUUACCAUUCGCCGUAAUCUAUAAUCAAUGUACUCUACCAACUCUAUUUGCUUCCCUACCAUUGAUCCGAUCCAUUUUAAUUAGGGAACAAAUUAACAUUGUCCAUUGUCAUUCAGCCUUUUCUUCAAUGGCUAUUGAAUCAUUGAUUCAUGGUAAAUUGUUGGGAUUAACCACCAUCUUUACUGAUCAUUCAUUGUUUGGAUUUGCCGAUGUUUCCGCCAUCAUAACAAAUCAGCUUCUUGGGAUGUCGCUCAUUUUUGCCAAUGCGGUUAUUUGUGUUUCUCAUGUUGGUAAAGAAAACACCGCAUUGAGAGCCGGUGUCGAUCCAACCAAAAUAUAUGUUAUCCCAAACGCUGUUGACACCAAUGUUUUCAAACCUGAUCCUUCAAAACGUGACUCAAAUUAUGUUACAAUAAUUGUGGUCAGUCGAUUGGUCUACAGAAAAGGAAUUGAUCUAUUGAUUGAAGUGAUACCAAUAAUCUGUGAAAAUUAUUCAUCAACUCGUUUCUUUAUUGUCGGCGAUGGACCUAAGCGGGUUAAUUUAGAGCAAAUGAUUGAGGAGAAUCAACUUCAAAGUCGAGUUAAAAUGUUCGGUAUGGUUAAACAUGAGAACAUUCAAUCAAUUCUAAUUCAGGGUGAUAUAUUUCUUAAUUCAUCUUUAACUGAAGCCUUUUGUAUGGCGAUAAUUGAAGCCGCUGCUUGUGGAUUACAAGUUGUCUCAACCAAUGUCGGUGGUAUUCCUGAAGUGUUACCCAACCAAUUAAUCUGGUUAACUGAACCAACUGUUGAUGGUUUAAUCGAUGGUAUUAAUCGAGCAAUUAACGAUCUAAAUGAUGGUAAAGUGUUACCACCAGUUGAUUGUUAUAAAAAGAUCCAAGGUUAUUAUCAAUGGAAAGAGAUGACAAGUCGAACCCUAAAAGUAUACGAGACAAUUGUUAAAGACAAUUCGAAACCAGUUAACUAUUAUCUUAGAAAAUUAUGGAAAAGAGGAUCAAUUUGUGAUCUAUUGAUGAUUUUUAUUCUAAUCAUUGAAUAUUUACUUUUAACCCUUUGGUCUUACCUUUUACCCGCCGAUAAUAUUGAUCGAGCAGUUGAAUUUCCCAGUAUUUUAACCUGAUUAACAUAAAUGUUUACCCUUCACCUGAGCUGAUUUGGUAAGGCCUAUGGACUGUAUAGAUCGAUCCCGUUUGGUUUUGAAUUUUUGUCUCCAGGCGUAAAAGCGGAAACAAAGAAUACCCGAAAUUAUAUGGUAACUUGACUGGUUCCCUUUUUCCUUGUCAUAAAACCAGAAAAAUUUCUCUACCUUUGGGCCAUUUUCUUUGUGAUUCAACGAUGGGACAAGGUACAAGUGCCGAUAGGAUUCAUUGUUCUUGUCAUGGUGAAAACUGGGGGCCCAAGUUCGUGAUUAUUGUCUUCACGUUUAUAUUUUCGUUUUUUUUCAAUUUCCAUUCUUAUGGUUGGUACCUACAUGAAGUUGUUCAUAUUGGUUCAAUUGCUGAGAGAGAGGCUUUGGCGAGACAAAAUUUGGCUCAAGUGUGACAAACAAAGUGUCCAUUGAAUUUGGAAGUUUUCUCAACCCUUUGUACCAUCUUUUCACCAGAGUUUCAGUGUUCAAGAUUCCAUCGCAAAUACAGUUGACCACCAUGGAGAACUUUAAAAUGCCAAUCAGCAUCAGCCGAUUCGGGUUCGUGUUUAUGGCCUGGUUAUCGCUUUGUGUUUCUCUUUGGAUCUACCAAAAAGGGAAAAUUUAUCGAUAUUCGAAAGUGUGGAAAUCCAUUUAUCUUGAUUUCCAUUGAUUUCUAACUGUGAUUAACUUUCGUAUAGAAUUUACUUAAACAAUUUAUUUAAACAUCUUUUUUAUUCUUUGAUUGGAAAUCCGUUUUUGUGAGCAAUUGAGAAAAUAAAUUUCAACUUUUUUCUUCUAAAA